Molecule: messenger RNA, 1814 nt
Organism: Dipodomys ordii (Ord's kangaroo rat)
Lineage: Eukaryota; Metazoa; Chordata; Mammalia; Rodentia; Heteromyidae
Gene: Ptp4a2
Product: protein tyrosine phosphatase type IVA, member 2
Exons: 5
Coding region: 614-1117 (167 amino acids)
Biological process (GO): positive regulation of cell migration; protein dephosphorylation
Cellular component (GO): nucleus
Molecular function (GO): protein tyrosine phosphatase activity
Source: RefSeq, a predicted model, not a curated record
UUCUUUUCUAGGUUUUUCGUUGGAAUAUACGUUGCACAUUUAUGGCGAUUCUGAGUGUGAGGGCAGACUUCUGCCAGGCUCAGCACAGCACUCUUGCUGACAAGUGAGCUUGGAGGUUCUAUGUGCCAUAAUUACAUUGCCUUGAAGAAUCUGGACACCGAGACUGGCCUCAGAAAUAGUUGGCUUUUUGUUUUAAUUGAAAGCAAAUUUCUUUUAAUGACUCCAGUAAAAUUAAAUAUCAAGUAAACAAAAGUGGAAAACAAACUACACUUUUAACUUGUCUCACUAGUGCCUACAUGUAGUAAAGGCUGCUUAAGUUUUUGUAGUUGGAUCGUUUUUUUUUGGAGUCGGAGGUAUCCGUCUGCAGACAUUGAGGCCCAAGUUGAAUUUGGAUUCAAGUGGAUGCUAAACACUUCUGCCUAUCUUGAAGAAAGAAGCUUCAUAAGGAAUAAACAAGUCGAAUAGAGAAAAUACUGGUCAAUAAUAGGCAUUUUAGUGGUCUUUUUAAUGUUUUCUGCUGUGAAACAUUUCAAGAUUUAUUGAUUCCCCCACUCCCACCCCAUUUUUCCCCUUUACACUCACACAAGCACGCUCACACUUUUUAUUUGCCAUAAUGAACCGUCCAGCCCCUGUGGAGAUCUCCUAUGAGAAUAUGCGCUUUCUGAUAACUCACAAUCCUACCAAUGCUACUCUCAACAAGUUCACAGAGGAACUUAAGAAGUAUGGAGUGACAACUUUGGUUCGAGUUUGUGAUGCUACAUAUGAUAAAGCUCCAGUUGAAAAAGAAGGAAUCCACGUUCUAGAUUGGCCAUUUGACGAUGGAGCUCCACCCCCUAAUCAGAUAGUAGAUGAUUGGCUGAACCUGUUAAAAACCAAAUUUCGUGAAGAGCCAGGUUGCUGUGUUGCAGUGCAUUGUGUUGCAGGAUUGGGAAGGGCACCUGUGCUGGUUGCACUUGCUUUGAUUGAAUGUGGAAUGAAGUAUGAAGAUGCUGUUCAGUUUAUAAGACAAAAAAGAAGGGGAGCAUUCAAUUCCAAACAGCUGCUUUACUUGGAGAAAUACCGACCUAAGAUGCGAUUACGCUUCAGAGAUACCAAUGGGCAUUGCUGCAUUCAAUAGGAAGAGACAAAGGCUUACUUGAUUGUGUCAUUUAGAGGAAACUCUUGGUACCUGGAAAUGUGAAUCUGGAAUCUUACCUGUGUCAUCAAAGUAGUAGUGAUGGAUUCAGUAUUCCUCAACUUCUAAUGAUUGGGGGAAAAAAAACCCAAAAAGGUCCCUCUAUAACAUGAAUAAAAUAUUUGAGAAAGGAAAAGGAUUAAUUCCAUGAAGGGUGAUUUAGCUCCGAGUUUUGGAGUUUUAAUUUCUGCCAGGAUAGAAUGAUUUCAUAAUCUCCUUUUUUAACUUUUUCAAAAUUGUCUCUAAGGAAAACCAGCAAAAUAUUAACCUGUGCAGAACCAUCUGUUUGGGGAGCACAUUCUUCCAUUAUGCUUGGCACAUAGACCUUGAGGAUUUGUGGGGUAAGGAGUAUAUUUUUCCCCUUUUUUCUCCCAUCUCCUGCCCCCUGCCUUCCCUUGGUAAACAUUGUAAAUGGUAUAGAAGCCCUUGUUGCUGUAGAUGUGCGUGCAGUCUGGCAGCCUUAAGCCCACCUGGGCACUUUUAGGGAGGGAAAAAAAAGCACCAGGAAAAAAAAAAAAAGAACAGUUGCAGAUGCACAUAUAUAUAUGACCCAGGUGGUUUUUAGUCUUUACUGAUGAUGGGGUGUUCAUAGUUUCUUUUCUUCAAAGCCCCAAUCUAACAUUAGGCAAAGUAGCCAGGA